Messenger RNA from Ailuropoda melanoleuca (giant panda), 4281 nucleotides. RefSeq names its product NFE2 like bZIP transcription factor 1 (gene NFE2L1). The record is from RefSeq and is a predicted model, not a curated record. Gene Ontology annotation, molecular function: RNA polymerase II cis-regulatory region sequence-specific DNA binding; DNA-binding transcription factor activity, RNA polymerase II-specific. The coding region runs from base 655 to 2988 and encodes 777 amino acids. The transcript is spliced from 6 exons. Gene Ontology annotation, biological process: regulation of transcription by RNA polymerase II. NCBI's taxonomy places the organism in Eukaryota, Metazoa, Chordata, Mammalia, Carnivora, Ursidae. Gene Ontology annotation, cellular component: nucleus.
GGGCUUCCGAGUGAGGUGGGAGGAGGGGGCGGGGAGGGAAGCGGAGGCUGGGGAGCUCUAGGCCGGCCGGCGGUGGCGGCGGCAAGGCCGGGACUCGGGCUGAGGGCCUGCUGUGGCGGCAGCCGCGGACGCCGAGCUCUGCAGCGGGUUUCUCUGGAAACCCCCCUGGUAAGUGUGGAGGAGGCGGGACACUCUGACCCAAGACAAAAGGCCUGUAGCUCCAGCCAAAGAAAAUAAACCUUAGGGAGAAGGAAAAAAAAAAACAAACCCAUCAGCUGUUCCUGAGAACAGCCUGCAGUGGAAUCUACAGAGAGGACAACUAAUGUGAGUGAGGAAGUGACUGUAUGUGGACUGUGGAGACAGUAAGUCACGUGGGCCCUGAGGGCCUGGACUGGGUUAGCAACAGUUGUACACGCUGAGGUGAGGUGCCGAGAAGGGAAAAGUGAAUGUGGUCUGGAGAGUGGCCUUGGCUUCACAGGGUGUGCUUUCCUCUGAGGCCAUCCGGGAGCUCAGCCCCUGUGUUCUGCCAGGGUGGGAUACAGGGUUUGGCACUGAGGAGGGUAACUUGCUGGCUGGAGCAGCAGAGCAGUGGCCUUGAUUUGUCUUUCGGAAGAUUUAAAAACCAAAAAGCAUAAACAUUCUGGUCCUUCAGCAAUGCUUUCUCUGAAGAAAUACUUAACGGAAGGACUCCUCCAGUUCACCAUUCUGCUGAGUUUGAUUGGGGUGCGGGUGGACGUGGAUACUUACCUGACCUCACAGCUUCCCCCGCUCCGGGAGAUCAUCCUGGGGCCCAGUUCCGCCUACACUCAGACCCAGUUCCACAACCUGAGGAAUACCUUGGAUGGCUAUGGCAUCCACCCCAAGAGCAUAGACCUGGACAAUUACUUCACCGCCCGGCGGCUCCUCAGUCAGGUGAGGGCCCUGGACAGGUUCCAGGUGCCGACCACUGAGGUAAACGCCUGGCUGGUCCACCGGGAUCCAGAGGGGUCUGUCUCUGGCAGCCAGCCCAGCUCAGGCCUCACCCUCGAGAGUUCCAGUGGCCUCCAAGAUGUGACAGGCCCAGACAACGGGGUGCGAGAAAGCGAAACGGAGCAGGGAUUCAGUGAAGAUUUGGAGGAUUUGGGAGCUGUGGCCCCUCCAGUCAGUGGAGACCUAACCAAAGAGGACAUAGAUCUGAUUGACAUCCUUUGGCGACAGGAUAUUGACCUGGGGGCUGGGCGUGAGAUUUUUGACUAUAGUCAUCGCCAGAAGGAGCAGGAUGUGGAUAAGGACCUGCAAGAUGGAGCGGAGCGGGAAGACACCUGGUCAGGCGAGGGCGCAGAAGCUCUGGCGCGAAACCUGCUAGUGGAUGGAGAAACCGGGGAGAGCUUCCCUGCACAGGUGCCUGGUGGGGAGGACCAGACGGCCCUGUCCCUGGAAGAGUGCCUUAGGCUGCUGGAGGCCACCUGCCCCUUUGGGGAGAAUGCUGAGUUUCCAGCAGACAUUUCCAGCAUAACAGAAGCAGUGCCUAGUGAGAGUGAGCCCCCAGGUCUUCAGAACAACCUCUUGUCUCCUCUCCUGACGGGGACAGAGUCGCCAUUUGAUUUGGAACAGCAGUGGCAAGAUCUCAUGUCCAUUAUGGAAAUGCAGGCCAUGGAAGUGAACACGUCAACGAGUGAGAUCCUGUACAGUGCCCCUCCUGGAGACCCCCUGAGCACCAACUACAGCCUUGCCCCCAACACUCCCAUCAAUCAGAAUGUCAGCCUGCAUCAGGCGUCCCUGGGGGGCUGCAGCCAGGACUUCUCACUCUUCAGUCCCGAGGUGGAGAGCCUGCCUGCGGCCAGCAGCUCUGCGCUGCUGCCCCUGGUCCCCAGCAAUUCCACCAGCCUCAACUCCACCUUCGGCUCCACCAACCUGGCGGGGCUCUUCUUUCCGCCGCAGCUCAACGGCACCGCCAACGACACGGCGGGCCCCGAGCUGCCGGACCCGCUGGGGGGCCUGUUGGACGAAGCCAUGCUGGACGAGAUCAGCCUGAUGGACCUGGCCAUCGAGGAGGGCUUCAACCCCGUGCAGGCCUCCCAGCUCGAAGAGGAGUUCGACUCCGACUCAGGCCUCUCCUUGGACUCCAGCCAUAGCCCUUCCUCCCUGAGCAGCUCUGAAGGCAGCUCCUCGUCCUCGUCGUCGUCCUCCUCGUCGUCCGCGUCGUCCUCGUCCUCCGCGUCGUCCUCGGCGUCUUCCUCCUUUUCUGAGGAGGGUGCGGUCGGCUACAGCUCCGACUCCGAGACCCUGGACCUGGAGGAGGCCGAGGGCGCCGUGGGCUACCAGCCCGAGUACUCCAAGCUGUGCCGCAUGAGCUACCAGGACCCGUCCCCGCUGUCCUGCCUGCCCUACCUGGAGCACGUGGGCCACAACCACACGUACAACAUGGCGCCCAGCGCCCUGGACGCCGCCGACCUGCCGCCGCCCGGCGCCCUCAAGAAGGGCGGCAAGGAGAAGCAGGCCGACUUCCUGGACAAGCAGAUGAGCCGGGACGAGCACCGCGCCCGCGCCAUGAAGAUCCCCUUCACCAACGACAAGAUCAUCAACCUGCCGGUGGAGGAGUUCAACGAGCUGCUGUCCAAGUACCAGCUGAGCGAGGCGCAGCUGAGCCUCAUCCGCGACAUCCGGCGCCGCGGCAAGAACAAGAUGGCGGCGCAGAACUGCCGCAAGCGCAAGCUGGACACCAUCCUCAACCUGGAGCGCGACGUGGAGGACCUGCAGCGCGACAAGGCUCGGCUGCUGCGGGAGAAGGUGGAGUUCCUGCGGUCGCUGCGGCAGAUGAAGCAGAAGGUGCAGAGCCUGUACCAGGAGGUGUUUGGGCGGCUGCGGGAUGAGAACGGGCGGCCCUACUCGCCCAGCCAGUACGCGCUGCAGUACGCCGGGGACGGCAGCGUCCUACUCAUUCCGCGCACCCUGGCCGACCAGCAGGCCCGGCGGCAGGAGAGGAAGCCCAAGGACCGACGGAAGUGAGCCUGGGGAGGACGGGGGGUUGACGCUCACCGGGAUGGAAACUGGAGAAGGGCUGGGCCUGGACCUGGACCUACCGUGGGGACUUGGAUGCCUUCUUAUCCAGUAGAGCUGCUCGGACGGGAUGAACUGCGGGGCAGUGGACGCGCAGAGGAGGGCGCGGGCGCUGGCUGGCUCGGCUUCCCCCCCCCCCCCCGGGGGGGGGGGGGGGGGGGGGGGGGGGGGCCCGGCCCCCCCCCCCCCCCCGGGGGGGGGUGGUGCGGGGAGGGCGGAAGCAGCCAGGCCGUUUGGGUGGACAGGGUCCUCACCCCUGCUGUUUCCUUUGAGGGAAGGGGUGGUGAUGGCAUGGCUGGAGGCCGACCAAGGGGAAAGGGGGGGGAUCUUGUGAGAGGAAAGUCGUAGAAAGUCUCAUCCCUGGAAGGAAGCAAGGAAGGAACGAAGGAAGGAACCAAGGAAGGGGGAUUAAAAAAAAAAACACAAAAAAACCCCAAAAAAUCAAAGCGGGAAGAAAAUCAAAGGGCAGGUAGGGUUGGCUCUGGCCGGGAUACCAGACGGCAGGUUUUAGGUGGGACUAGGCCCUAGGCUUGAGUAAAGCCCACUUCACCCCAGGGGAGGGCGGAGCACAAGGUGGGGCCUGGGAGGGGCUUUGUGGGCUCUUCCAGCUCCUGCCCUGUGGCUGCCGGAAAGGGGAGCUCUGGGAUGCCUCCUGACAUGUUCUUAUCUGGAGGGGAGCCACUGGGACCCAACACUGGCUUGGGGGGUUAGGGUCAAAGAGGAGAGGGAACAGGAAAGGGUCACAAGGCCCCCGUGCCUGUUAGCAGCAGCCCCAACACCGAGCAUGCCCCUCACCGCCCUGCCACUCUCAUCUCCCACUGUGCCCGUUCCCCGCAGAGCUGAGGCACCCACGUUUCCAUCAGAGCCUGCAUGCGAAUGCCGAUCUCCGAUCUCGUCCCGCCCAUGUGCCUCCGCCCCUCCCCGCUGCCUGGAGCUCUUCCGCAGCUGGGGUGCUGGCGGUGCCCCCAGUGCUGAGCCUGCGACCUCCUGGGGGCUGCUGGGAGGCAGGGGGAUGGUGUGGAGAAGCCAGGCAGUAUUCAGCACAACACUGGGGAAUGACCCUUCCCUCAGGCCUCCCCCUCCGACAACUGGGCAUGUCACUAGAAGACAAACCCACAAAACCCAGCAACAAAAACAAACUAGUCCUUUUAGAAUUUCUUGCGCUUUGAUUUUUUUUAGGGCUUGAGCCCUGUUUCACUUAUAGGGUCUAGAAUGCUUGUGUUGAGUAAAAAGGAGAUACCC